GCCGGGGCGAGGUGAGCGGGGAGUGACGCAGCUACUCCCGGCAUGCGGGGCGCGACAGCAUCGCGCACAGGUGGAAUGCGGGGGGGGGGGGGCGGCCCUGCGCUACUGCCGCCGCCGCCGUGUCCAGCGCAGCGCUCGUUGUCGAUGGUUCCUCCUCGUUGGUGGCGCUGAACGGAGGGGACACCCAACACGCCGGCUCCGGGUUGAUGCCCGUGGCGAGCACGACGACGACGAAGAUGAUGAUGAUGAGGAUGAGGCGUGGGGGGGCUCUACUCGUCGCGAUCGUGGGGGUCCUGGUGGUGCGAGGAGGGGGGCAGCCUCGCGGGGACCUGGGACCCGUCCAGGGCGCUUCCCAGCGCUCGUGCUGGCUGAACGCCCCCCACGUGGUCACGUUUGACGGGCGUGCGAUGCGCUUCCACGGAACGUGCACCUACACCCUGGUGACCCCCUGCGUGGGGGGCGCCCCCGUUGCCGCGCCCCCCUGGGAGGUGAUCGUCUCCCUCGGGGACUCCAACAGCCCCGGGGUCUCCGUGCGCCUCCACAACCUCACCGUGUCGCUGGGCCGCGACGGGGCCGCGCAGGUGGACGGUGUUCGCGUGUCGCUACCGGCCCGCCCCUCCCCGCGGGUCUGGCUUCGGGCGAGCGGCUCCUUCGUGCUGAUGGGCCUGGCCGAGGCGGGGUUGUGGGUGCGCUGGGACGGGGGCCGCUCCGUGUGGCUGUCGCUCGACCCCACCGUGGCCGGGAGCGUGUGCGGCCUCUGCGGCGACUUCAACGGGGACCCCGCGGACGACGCGGCGGGGCCCGACGGGGUGCCGAGGAACUCGAGCGCCGACGUCGGCAACAGCUGGAAGCGAGCGGCGCGACCCGCCGGGUGCUCCGAUGACGAAGGCUGGGCGCCGCAGCCGAGCCCCGUGCUGCUGAGCGAGGCGGCGCGUCUGUGCGCGCCGCUGGCGGACACCGGCGGGGACCUCUCCCCCUGCCACUCGGCGGUGGACCCUGAGGCGCCGCACGCCGCCUGCGUGUGGGACGUGGCCGUGUCCGGCCUCACCCAGGCCGCGCUCUGCCGGGCCCUGGCCAACUACCACGACUCGUGCGCGCGAGCUGGGGGCACCCCCAGCACGGCGUGGAGGGGACCCGCGGGAUGCCCGGCCCCUCUGUGCCCCGAGCGAGCCUCGUACCGCUCCUGCCUGAGGUCGUGCUCCUCCACGUGCUGGCAGCCCGAGGAGGAGGCGGUGCCGGGCUGCUCUGAGCCGUGCGUGGAGGGCUGCGAGUGCCCACAGGGCUUCGCACUGCAGGACGGCGCCUGCCAGGCCCUCUACACGUGCGGCUGCGUGUGGCAGGGCUUCUACCACGCGGUGGACACGUGGUGGUGGGCCCCUGGCUGUGCACGCCGCGUGGACUGCGUGGCGCGGGGCUUGGCGAGGGAGUCGGCGGCGCAGUGCGGGGGCGGGGAGGUGUGCGAGGCGCGCGACGGCGCCUACGGCUGCUUUAAAGGCCGCGUGACGGUGGAGUGUGACGCGGACGUGAUGAGCGCGCGCAUCCCGCGUGCGCUGUCGCUGGCGACGCGCGCCUCCGAGCUGCGCCUCUCGCGUGCCGCGCCCGGGGAGCCGCGCUGCGCGCUCGCCGAGUCGGCCGGCUUCUUCUCCUUCACCAUCGCCGUGGGGGACUGCGGCACCCUCGUCAACGAGACGGACUCGGAGAUCACGCUGCAGCAGACCAUCGUCUACGGGAUCCUGUCCAAGAAGGCGGUGAUCAUCCGCAACCAAGUGGAGACCAUCACCGUGGUCUGCCGCUACCCAAAGCGCGCGCGCCUCUCGGUGGUGAUGACGCCGGACCUCGGCAACCUGACGGCGACCGAGGAGGGCUUUGGGUCCUUCUCCUUCGCGCUCGACCUCUACCGCGACGCCACCUUCUCCUCCGCCUUCGCGCCCGCCGACUUCCCGCUGCUGCCCGGCUACCGCCAGCGCCUCUACCUGGCCGCGUCGGCGCUCACCCCCCUCGAUGUGCAGCUGCUGCUGCUCAACCUGUUCGCGACGCCCAGCGCCGACCCCGGCAACGCCGUGCGCCGAAACAUCAUCGCCAGCGGGUGCGACGUGGACUCGACGCUGCAGACGCACGCCUCGAGCGGCCACACCAAGAAGCAAGUCAGCUUCGAAGCCUUCAGCUUCACCGGAUACAAGACGGUGUUCGUGCACGCCGACCUGAUGCUGUGCCGGCGUGGCGUGGUGGGCACGCGGUGCGAGCGCGGCUGCGUGCCGGUGCCGGGGGGACGCGUGCGCCGGGCGGCGGCGGCGGCCGAGACGGCGGUGCGCACGGUGACGCGGGGGCCGAUCGUCCCGCAGGCGAUGGAAGUGGCGGGCCCCACUACGACCACCGGGCACGCCCAGGACGGCUCUUCCUCCACCACACCGAGAUCCAAGUCCUCGUCCACAUCCUCCUCCGCCUCCACCACCUCCUCCUCCACCACCUCCACCACCUCCACCACCACCUCCUCCACCACCUCGGCAACAACCACCAAGAAGUCGUCGCCGCCGUUGUCCACCCCAUCUGGGACCCCCGCCACGUCGGGCACCUCCUCUAGUUCCACGUUGGUCCAGGGCACGCCGCCGCCGCCGCCGUCUUCACCGUCGCCGGCGGCGGCAGCGGCGGCCGUGGACACGGCGCGGGUGGUGGGCGCGGUGGUGGGCGCGGUGGCUGCGGGCACGGCGGUCUCCGUGGCGGUGGCGGUGGCCGCGUACCUCAUCCACACCGGCACGUGCCCCGCGUUCGGUCGCCCUCCGACCAUCAGCUACGUGCGCGCCUUCUAGCGCAGCGCCUCCACCCCGCCCUUCCCUCCUCUCCGCUCCUUCUCCCCUGCCCCCACGCCCCUGCGUCCUCUGCAGGUCGUCGCGCCGUGCCCUUGAAGGGCUGAACCUUGGCCGCGCGGAAUGGUCUCCCCGUCACCGGAAGGUCUGUUUAAAGCAGCCGCGCCCCGGGGAAAAACACGCAAACGUCAGGCCAACGUCAACCAACGUUGGCCCGACGUUCGCGUGUUCGCAGGGUGGUUCCUUCGCGGCCGUCGGGACCCAAUGGGGGUCUUCCACGUGUCCCCUGUGUAGACCGGCUCGUGUGGUGGCGAUGGAUCUCUAUGCUGUGUCUAUAACACGAGCACUUUUACCCCUGCACUGCAGUGGCCGAAGCGUGGUGGGCAUGCGCCCCGCUGCAAGGAAAUUCAAUUAGCCUCUCGCCCUUGUGUCAAUCCCCCUCCCCCGCCUUGGGGUACUAGGUCGUUGCUUCUCAUCGUUGUUAAGUUCUCCAAAAGCACGACCAACUUGCUCUCCCGUCAGCCGCUCGUCCUCUCGAUCUCGAUCCGCCUUCGAUGCCGGCCACGCGGAUCGCGAACUCGCUAGGGUCGUGACCUUACCGUACGCGACCUUUUCUUGUUCCGCGAUUGUGAGAUAUGACCUCACUGGGUAUACAGGAGGUCGUGGGUUCGAUCUCGACCCGGACACCUGGAUAUUUGCGUGUCUCUCUCCCCGUGGCCGCAUGUAUUUUUCUCAGGGUCCUCUGGUUUUUGGCUGCUAUAUAUUUCCACGGGAUGAUAAGCCAAUCCGUUGAGUUAUCAUUUGUGUGGCCUUGUUGCUUCUGAAAAAAAGAGCUACAUAGCUCAGUGGGCCUUACCUGGUAACAUUUAAGAAUAAUUUCGUUUUAUAUCAUCAUCAUUAGACCUCCUUUGCCAGUACCAAAAUAUAACUGUAAGGUUUUUCCCCUUUUUUCUGGCAACAAAACUGAAACCUUCUUACGAGGAAUCAUGUCUGCAUUAACCACAAUACUUAUGGUCAAAAUGUACACAAAAACACACUGAUAAUAUAUGCAUUGUCCUUGAAACUGAUUGAUUCUUAUAAUUUAGUUUUAGUUUGGCCUCUGCUUUGCCGCACGGCGUCACCGGCAACGUGCCCUCGUGGACACGGACGGAAUCUUUUCUCUCCCUGGCAAACCGAACGUCUCGUUUGUUGUUGUUGCAUUGCGAUUAUCGAUAACGCCAAAAGAAAAGUUUGUUUCACGGCCCACGAAUUCAACCGCGUGGGAGCGGUGCGGCAGCGGCAGCAGCGGUGGGAGCGGCGGCUGCGGUUGCAGCAGCAGCAGCCGCAGCGUCGCUCCUGCACACAAACUCGAUGACAUCCUCUCCCUGUUGUGCUUUAUUUAGGGGUUUUGUUUAUGGGUUGUUGUUCUCACUCACGACGUUCUGCGCUGGUGUGGGACGGGGAUGGAACGCAACACGGCCUAGGUGCUGGAGAAGAACCGUGUGCCUUUAGUUGUUGUCCUUCCACCCCCCCGCCGCACCUCCGAUUAGCAAGGUCGGCCACGUAUGGUGCGAUAGAAGUUCGACACACGUACCGUACAUAGAGCGGCGUCAACCCUUUGAACGUCGACGCACACCGCCGCGCGGGAAUCACGCGGUGGUCUGCGACGAGCGAUGGUUAUCUGGAAGAGUUCCAUUGGGGAGGUGGGGGAGGUGUUUGACCAUACUUUACCAGGGAGCUCAAGCGGUGAGGGCCGGUGAAGGCUUUUGGCAGGCCGGGCCUGGUUGUGAUAUCACCGCCGCUGCUGCUGCUGCUAAACUACAUACAUUAGAGUAUAGCCACGACCGGGCGGGGGAAUGGCUCCCAUGUCUUUUAUUUGAUUACGGUUUAGAAAAAUCGCGCGCCCAAUUUAUGUCACGUUGUCCUUCCGAUUCGUCAAAUAAAUGUCCUGCUUUCA
Lethenteron reissneri (Far Eastern brook lamprey) is the source of this 4740-nucleotide messenger RNA. RefSeq names its product mucin-19-like. The record is from RefSeq and is a predicted model, not a curated record. Lineage: Eukaryota; Metazoa; Chordata; Hyperoartia; Petromyzontiformes; Petromyzontidae.